Molecule: messenger RNA, 2923 nt
Organism: Amborella trichopoda
Lineage: Eukaryota; Viridiplantae; Streptophyta; Magnoliopsida; Amborellales; Amborellaceae
Product: trifunctional UDP-glucose 4,6-dehydratase/UDP-4-keto-6-deoxy-D-glucose 3,5-epimerase/UDP-4-keto-L-rhamnose-reductase RHM1
Biological process (GO): nucleotide-sugar metabolic process
Molecular function (GO): dTDP-glucose 4,6-dehydratase activity
Source: RefSeq, a predicted model, not a curated record
GUAGUGGGCACUUCUCUCUCCCCCUCUACAUACACCACACGCACACACAGGGCACCACCACCGACCUUCCCUUCGAUCGUAAUGUACCCAAUCCUUUCUCUCUCCUCGUGUGGGAUUAUGGCCUGAAAUCUCUCUCUCUCUCUUCCUCUCAGCACUCAUAGAAAUAACCCCUAAAAUAAACAGGGGUUUAAGGUCGGGUGCCGUGUUUUAAGCGUUACUUCCGUGGUUGCUUCUCUCUCUCCCUCUCUCCUUAACGAUCGCGGGAUCCCUGGCGCGACUUUCCUUUAACUGUCUCCCACGCUCCCGUCCACAUCUCCUCCACCUACCUCUCUCUCUCUACAAAACCCUCCUCUCCCUUCUCUGCACAUUCCAUCUCAAAAUCAUCUCGCCCCCCCCCCCCUCUUCUCUCUCUCUCGAAUAAAAAAACCUGUUCGUUUUCUCAGCAACAGCUCGACGAGCAACUAACGUUCUAUCUCCAUAGAUCUCAAUCUGCGAAACCUGAUCUGGAGAAGAUGGCACAAAGUGGCCAAACCUCGCCUGGAAGUGUUGGCUACACCCCCAAGAACAUCCUCAUCACUGGUGCUGCUGGUUUUAUCGCUUCUCAUGUGGCCAACAGGCUCAUUAGGAACUACCCCAACUACAAAAUCGUAGUCCUUGACAAGCUAGACUAUUGCUCCAAUCUCAAGAACCUUCUCCCUUCUCGAUCUUCACCCAAUUUCAAAUUUGUCAAGGGAGAUAUUGCUAGUGCUGAUCUUGUUAACUUUCUUUUGAUUACUGAAAAAAUUGACACAAUUAUGCACUUUGCUGCACAAACCCAUGUCGACAAUUCAUUUGGAAACAGUUUCGAGUUCACAAAGAACAAUAUCUAUGGAACCCAUGUCCUCUUAGAAGCUUGCAAGGUCACUGGUCAGGUUACGAGGUUCAUCCAUGUUAGCACUGAUGAGGUCUAUGGUGAAACUGAUGAAGAUGCAGUUGUUGGUAAUCAUGAGGCCUCUCAGCUCCUCCCAACUAAUCCUUAUUCUGCAACUAAAGCAGGGGCUGAGAUGUUGGUUAUGGCCUAUGGGAGAUCUUAUGGUCUCCCUGUGAUCACAACUAGGGGAAACAAUGUCUAUGGACCCAACCAAUUUCCUGAGAAACUCAUUCCCAAGUUCAUACUGUUGGCCAUGAAAGGGAAACCACUUCCGAUUCAUGGAGAUGGAUCGAACGUGAGGAGUUAUCUUUACUGUGAGGAUGUGGCUGAGGCUUUUGAGGUGAUUUUGCAUAGAGGGGAAGUGGGGCAUGUGUAUAAUAUUGGGACCAAGAAGGAAAGGAGAGUGAUUGAUGUGGCCAAGGAUAUCUGCAAGCUUUUCUCUCUCAACCCUAAUGAGGUGAUCAAGUUUGUGGAGAACAGACCCUUCAAUGAUCAGAGGUACUUUUUAGAUGAUCAAAAGUUGACGAAUUUGGGAUGGUCUGAGAGGACCACAUGGCAAGAAGGGCUUAGAAAGACCAUGGAGUGGUACACGAGCCACCCAGAUUGGUGGGGUGAUGUGUCGGGUGCUCUUUUACCUCACCCAAGAAUGCUUAUGAUGCCUGGUAUAAAGACACAGUUCGAUGGCUCUGAAGAUACUAAUGGUGGGGCUUCUCAUGUGGAGAACAGUUCUGGCCAAAGCCAUAUGGUGGUUCCACCUUCAAAGGGAAGUGGCUCUUCUACUAAGCCAUCUCUUAAGUUCUUGAUUUAUGGUAGGACUGGCUGGAUUGGGGGUCUUUUAGGGAAGAUUUGUGAGAAACAAGGGAUAGCUUAUGACUAUGGAAGAGGGCGAUUAGAGGAGCGCUCCCAACUUUUAGCAGAUAUUCAAAAUGUGAAGCCAACACAUGUUUUUAAUGCGGCUGGGGUCACUGGCAGGCCUAAUGUCGAUUGGUGUGAGUCUCAUAAGCCUGAGACAAUACGCACCAAUGUGGUGGGAACACUAAAUUUAGCAGAUGUUUGCCGAGAGCAGGGGCUCUUGAUGGUGAAUUUUGCAACUGGGUGUAUUUUCGAGUACGAUGUUGAGCACCCUGAGGGUUCAGGCAUUGGGUUCAAGGAGGAGGACAAGCCCAAUUUCACUGGUUCGUUCUAUUCGCAGACCAAGGCAAUGGUUGAAGAACUUCUCAGUGAGUACGAGAAUGUGUGCACCCUCAGAGUUCGGAUGCCGAUAUCAUCUGAUCUGACCAAUCCACGAAACUUCAUUACCAAGAUUGCCAAUUACAACAAGGUGGUUAACAUUCCAAACAGCAUGACCAUCUUGGAUGAGCUUCUGCCUAUAUCAAUCGAAAUGGCGAAAAAAAAUUGCAGGGGAAUAUGGAACUACACAAACCCUGGUGUGGUAAGCCACAAUGAGAUCUUGGAAAUGUAUAGGGAUUAUAUUGAUCCAUCCUUCAAGUGGGUCAAUUUUAAUCUUGAAGAGCAAGCCAAAGUGAUAGUUGCUCCAAGGAGCAACAAUGAAUUGGAUGCUUCCAAGUUGAAGAAAGAGUUCCCAGAGCUUCUCUCUAUUAAAGAAUCCCUCAUCAAGUAUGUAUUUGAACCGAACAAGAGGGUCUGAAAUCCUGAGCUCAUUAGUCAUUUUAGAGAGAGAGAAAGCUAACCUUGAUAGCUACGAUCAUGAAUAGGAAUUUACCAAUGCGCUCCUAGUACCUUUAUUGUUUUAUUUUUUUCAAUUUUGGGGUAAUCCUGGUGGUUUUUUUCGAUUAUGUUCUCUGUUGGUUAUGUUUUGGUGGCUGUUUCUGUCAUAUGUAAGGGAUUGCCCUGUAUUUGUGAUUCUUGCUUCCAUGGAGCUGUUUGCUAGCAGUCAUGUCAUUUUUGAGGUGCAGUAUCCGAUUUAGAUGUGUAAUAUCAAUGAGAAUAUUUCUCAUUUCACUAGUGUGAUUUGCAAUGUUUCUCUCUCAAUGCUACUUCUAUUUAUUAGAA